CAUUAAGCGGAGCAGACCAAAAUCCCAAACAAGGAAAUGGUGGGGGAAUAAAACGAGCAGAUUAUUUAAUUAAUGCAUGUAAUAAUUAAUAUUUUAUUUUAUUGUAAAUUAAGACGUAUUUAUGGGUUAAAAUGGAUUACGACUUCAAAACAAAGCUGGCGGCCGAGAGAGAGAGAGUAGAAGAUCUGUUCGAAUAUGAAGGUUGCAAAGUGGGUCGAGGCACCUACGGGCACGUUUAUAAAGCUAAACGCAAAGACGGGAAAGAUGAGAAGGAGUAUGCACUGAAACAAAUAGAAGGCACUGGAAUAUCGAUGUCUGCCUGCAGGGAAAUUGCUCUCCUACGAGAACUGAAACAUCCAAAUGUGAUCGCCCUGCAGAAAGUGUUCUUGUCCCACAGCGACAGAAAGGUCUGGCUCCUUUUCGACUAUGCUGAACAUGAUCUUUGGCACAUCAUCAAGUUCCACCGCGCCUCCAAGGCCAACAAGAAGCCCAUGCAGCUGCCCCGAGGGAUGGUGAAGUCUCUCCUUUAUCAGAUUCUGGAUGGGAUCCAUUACCUCCAUGCCAACUGGGUGCUCCACAGGGACCUGAAACCAGCGAACAUCCUGGUGAUGGGGGAAGGCCUUGAACGAGGAAGAGUUAAAAUCGCUGACAUGGGUUUCGCCAGACUAUUCAACUCUCCCCUCAAGCCACUGGCGGACCUCGAUCCUGUAGUCGUGACUUUCUGGUACAGGGCCCCUGAGCUUCUGCUGGGGGCCCGGCACUACACCAAAGCUAUUGACAUUUGGGCAAUUGGCUGCAUCUUUGCGGAGCUGCUAACGUCGGAGCCCAUCUUUCACUGUCGCCAAGAAGACAUCAAGACCAGUAACCCCUUUCAUCAUGACCAGCUGGACAGGAUAUUUAGCGUCAUGGGUUUCCCUGCAGAUAAGGACUGGGAAGACAUUCGGAAAAUGCCAGAGUACCCCACACUACAGAAGGACUUCAGGAGGACAACGUACGCCAACAGCAGCUUAAUCAAAUACAUGGAGAAGCAUAAAGUCAAACCAGACAGCAAAGUAUUCCUGUUGCUUCAGAAACUCCUCACCAUGGACCCCACCAAAAGAAUCACAUCAGAGCAGGCACUGCAGGACCCAUACUUCCUGGAGGACCCACUACCAACCACUGAUGUGUUUGCUGGGUGUCAGAUACCCUACCCAAAACGAGAGUUUCUCAAUGAGGACGAGCCAGAGGAGAAAACAGAGAAGAACCAGACCCAGCAGCACCAGCAGACGACAGGCCAGAAUCAGGCCCAGAACCAGCAGCAGACCACAGCCCAGCAGGCGCCCUCCCAACAGAGCUCGGCCCAAACAAAUGGGACCGGCGGAGCCACAGGGGCAACCACUGGUGGGGGUUUACAACACGGCCAGGACCAGGGGCCGCCCAACAAGAAGCCUCGGAUCGGGCCCUCCUCAGGCACAGGGCUGUUACAGUCAGAGUACCAGCACUCCGGCUCCCGCCUUGGUUACCAGAGCAACGUCCAAGGUUCCACCCAACCCCAGAGCACCAUGGGAUACUCAUCAUCAUCCCAGCAGAGCUCCCAGUACACCCACCAAACACACCGUUACUGAGGCUCCCAGACACUCGUAAACCAGCAGAGGAGUCUGUUCCUCCUCCUUCAGACAACCCUCAACAACCUCAGCAGACGUCAGCCGACGCCCUCGGCUCUCACUUCCUUGUCGGACCUCGCUCUGUGCAUUACAUCAUUCCAAGUCAGCCAACCUCCUUUCCAACCCUCCCCUGUCUCUGACCUCUUACCCGACAGCCUUCAGCAGCACUUAUACAUGAAGGCAAACAAACAUAGGAACCAAAAAAUGUAAGGAGAAGUUCUGCCUCAUCAGGCUGGUGAACUAUUUGUAACUCAACUGAAAGUAAUGUAAGAUAGAUGUGAAGGCAUCACACACAGAGACUCAGAACCAUGGCACUUACAAACACAAUGCUCCUCACGAGGAAGAACUGCAGAUGUGUUCAUAUAUAUAUAUAUAUAUAUAUAUAUAUGUACAUUAUCUAGCACCUUUUUUUAUUCGUUUUUUUUUCUCGCUUGUUUGCUAGAGUUUUCAAGUUUACCUUGAUAGUUGAUGUCAUUGUACAUAUUGUUACAUAUGGAAACUAUCAGAUGAAAUGAACACGAGAGGAGAGGGCCUUUCAUCCUGUCAUCUCUAGUGUACUAUUACCUUGGAUAAUCAAAAGAAAGGCUAAGCCUGUCCUUUUAAGAAGGAGUCAAUGUUUCUACACAGAGAAUAAUCAGCUCUUUAGCUGAUGCUAUUGCAGGGAAAUAAUAAAUGCGCAAUUUCACUUAAUCUUAUUAUAGUAUUUCUGUAUUUAGAAUUCUCUCUAUCUAGAUCUGGAUUUGGAAAGUAAGAUUAGUACACAGCUCUGUAUAUUCUGACUUACUACAUCCACUACAUGUAGAGAUAAGAAUCAUCCGACAGCCAGGCUUUAUGUCCUCUGACCGCCACAGCGGUUUCAGGGGGUUGGACACCGUUUGUCUAUGGUCAGCAGAGCUGUUGAUGGACACUUUGUUGUGACACCCAUCUUAUCAUGGACCCUAAAGACUCCCAAGGUUUGUGAACACGAAUGUGCACAUAAACGUACAGGGCAGCUAACAGUACAGCCCCCUAUAUGCUUCUUGAGACUGUUACUGCCUGAUGUCAGAUUGUUUUUUUUAAAGGUUCUGUUGUCAUUAUCAUUGUUGCCCCGUGUGUGUGUGUGUCUGUGUGCGCACACGGCAGUAUGUUUUUUUUAUGUUGUUUAUCAUGUUACCUACUAGAACUGCACUGACUGCUGAACCAAUCCGCAAAACGCUGGAACAAAUGUGGGGGGAGUUUAGUCUCCUUUUCCACUCUGACCCUCUGGCCGAGCACGGAGCAGACGUUUCACAGAGACUGGGCACAUUUAAAGACAGUGGGUGCAUUUUUUAAUACAAGCCAGAGGUCAUCAAUGUGCGCUGCCCCUACAGCAAGAAUUCUUAUCUAGUUUGUCCUUUUUUAUCAUAAUCACAAAACCACCAGCAGCCAGCUAGCUUAUCAUAAAGACUGAUAAAAUGGGAAACAGCUAGCCUGGCUUUGUCUGAAGGAGACAAGAUCCACCUGCGAGUGCUUCUAGAGCUGAUAUACACUUGGUAUUGUGUUUGUUUAAUCUGUACAGAAAAAGUGUCAAAACUGGAAGACAUUACUUUGCCAAUAAAUAGGCAGGAAUAUAACGUGUACAGUGGCAAAUUUGGCAAAAUAUCCCAUCCUUAUACUACUUGUAGUUCCUUUUCAUGCUACUUUUUACGUCUACUCCAAUACAUUUCAAAUAUUCUUUGCUCCACUUUAUUUAAUUCAGAGCUUCAGAAGCUAGAACUAAAACAUUCAAGUUUUUUUCUUUUUAAAUCAAGUUUUAUCUUUCAGAAGUUCAGACACAGGUUCAAAUAGUAUGACGGCAUUUACAGUAGAGAAAAAUGAAAGUAAGGGUUUUAGGACGCAGCUAUAGUCAGAAUUGUAUUUUGAAGAUUGAGGAACUGUUAGAGACUGAACUAUGGGAAGUACUUCAAAUGAGCUGCACCACAACUAUAGUAAAAUGCUACAGAGAUUAUCAUACACCACUAUAAAUACUCAUUCAGUAUAUUCUAUAUAUUACACUAUGAAAUGGGCCACAAAGUACAUUUGGUUAUUAACACAUAUUUACUUUUACAUAUUUACUUUUAUUUUUACAUAUGUGUCAUUCCCCCGCAUCAUAUUUGCUUCACACUAUUGAUUCCCCACAGUGUGCUCCAUCCUCACUGGCCCUGCCCAGUCACAUGACCGGCCACAGGGCAGGUUGUAUUAAAGAACGCACCCAGUGACUCAACUGUUUCUGCUCCUGCAAUGUGCUCCAGCAGGACAGACGUGGAGACUGCAGGAGUUGGAGGGAGGGGGUGGCUGUGUUUGUCAGACGUGUCGCUUGCAGUGGGAAACACUGACACUCUGUGGCUGAAGAGAGAACUGGCCCUCUGUCGUUGGUUAAACUGUAAAUGUACAACCAGAGUAAAGCAGUCUUCAUCAGAAAACGCAGUUUUAGUAUCAAACUGAUGUUAUUGUUGUGACCAGAAUUCCAUUAUUUUUUACAGAUGUAAAAAAGCCGCCUGCCUCGCUCUCAGUCAGACAGUGGUUAUUUUUAUUGGAUGUCAUCAUCUUAAAAUAUCUCAACAUGGCUUUUUGUUCCAUGCAUUGAUGAGUGUGACUCCUCCGCUCCUCUACACUGUGUCGUUCAGGUGGAUCAAUUACUGUCCAUGUCACAGGUCAGAGUCUCUUCCAUCCAAACUCUGUCAGUUCUGUAAAAUGACAGACAUCUAGUUCUUUCACUUUUGGCAAAAAACAAUCUGAGAUCAAUACUGAUGAACUUCAAGGAUUUAGGUCCAAUCGUUUUACUUUGUUCUGAACAACACAUUUGAAGAACUCACUUAAGUGCUUGGUGGACUAACAACCUUUGCAGAACAGAUACUUUGGGUUUUUAAGUUGCAUUCAUUUCCUGUUUUUCACAAGUGUAACGAGGGCAGUGUAACGAGGACCAAGCCUCCUUAUAGAGAGCCAAAGUCCGGCUCCAGGUUCGACUCUGAUCCUGCAGCUUGUUAUUUCUAAAAUAUGUAGUGGUGAUCCUGGGUUCACUAUCAUUAUUAUAAGAUAAAAGAGCACUUGUUAUUAGAGGAGGAACCUCGCAUGAAAAUGCACCAGAAUGGAUACUUGCAUCAUAACUUGUUUAAAUGUCUACUAUGUAGGCAGCUUCACUCUGGCUCUCUAUAAAGUUGAUACGUAUUUGCAAACAGUUCCUUCUCUGGCCACCUGAACACAACCCUUCUUUUAGCUCUGGUUUGGUCUCCCCUGCUUCUUUAGCUGCCACUUUUUUGCCUAUGGCUGUAAAUUAAGGUGACGAGAGUGGCAGGCUUCAAAACCAAAACGAUGGGCUAAAAGGGGCUAACAUGCCCAACAGAGUGCAGCGUCAGUUGAUCAUUUUCUGUGGGUCCUUCACUGUCAUGGCACCUUUCACAUUACACAAAGUAAUGUCAUCCAUUGUCAGUGUAAAAAUAUCUAUUAGUGCAGCUUUAAGGACAAACUCCAGGUAAUGAAAUGUACGUGUAAACUUAUUGUUUCAUUGUUUCCACUCCUGUGUUGCGACAGUCUGGCAGACACACCCAGGUGAACACGCCCCGUUGACUCACAUUUGAUGGGGAUUCAAACCAGCAGCUAUCCGAAGGUUUUCUCCUCCCUUUAGUGUGUUUGUUUGAAGUCACUCAGUGAGGAUACAUUCAGACACUUAGUUGUAAAGGUUCUCUAUCCACUCAAACAAGGGGUCACAAGUAUUAUUGAGCACACGGCUCUGUCGGACAAAUUACUGCCAAACAACUCCUAUGCAAAAAUCUAAGUAAAUCCCAGUGUAAAGCUUUCACCUGUGCUUAGGUUUUGGCAGUUGACAGGUUUUGUUAUAUUUUGAUGGGUGUAUUCAUUUCUUGUGUAAUACUGCAUUUAGUAGUUCAAGACAACACUCACUUAUGUCCUUUUUUUCACAGCAUUUUCAAAUAUUCUCUAAAUGAACCAUUGUAAAAUAUAUAUAUGAAAAAUAUACAAUCAUAUUUAUUAUUUCCAUUCAUCUUUGUAAAAUACCCAUUUUUUUUAAUGUCCUCUGCCUUAACUCUAGUAGCUAUAGAAAGGGACCUCUGUCAGACAAACCGGACAUCACCAGACCUUAUUUCUUUUUAUUGCAUGUCUCUAUGGUCACAUGAAAGCAUGUCUCCUUACUGAAUGUGUUGAUGCUUCCUCGAUGUACAGUAGGAUGAAGGUCACGUUGUUUUGGAUCAGCUUCUUGUGCUCUGUUUCAUGCACAUAUUCCACAGAAUCACCAUUUCUACAGGAAUGAUAAUUAUCCACGUUUUUAUUUGUGUGGAUGGUGCCUUUUUCACCCAUUUACCUUCUUAAGAAUUUUUGUUUUUGUAAGCGUGUGUGUAUAUAUUUUUGUAAUUUCACAUCUCCUUUGUUCGCUCUUUGGGUUUUUACUAUGUAGCAUAUUGUUAUUUACACAAUGUGGAUGCUUGCAGAUAUAUCUGUGUUUUGUUUCACAUCAUCGUGUCCCACCUCUGAAGACUGCAAACAAUCCUGACGGAGGAUUAUCUCUUGUUCUCUCUGAUAGAUAUCGUCCUCACACAUGACUUAAGCGCAGUUAUUCAUAUGUUUUUGAGAUGCUGUACAUAAAAACACAUUUUAAGAAUUUUUUCAUUGAGAUAUUGAUACAAGAAUUGUCUUUUAAUGCACUGUCGUUGCUCAAAUAUUUAGUGGUAAAAUAAAAAAUAUAUAUUUAA
Molecule: messenger RNA, 6346 nt
Organism: Hippoglossus stenolepis (Pacific halibut)
Lineage: Eukaryota; Metazoa; Chordata; Actinopteri; Pleuronectiformes; Pleuronectidae
Gene: cdk19
Product: cyclin-dependent kinase 19
Exons: 13
Coding region: 132-1604 (490 amino acids)
Biological process (GO): protein phosphorylation
Cellular component (GO): mediator complex; cytosol; nucleus
Molecular function (GO): ATP binding; cyclin-dependent protein serine/threonine kinase activity; RNA polymerase II CTD heptapeptide repeat kinase activity
Source: RefSeq, a predicted model, not a curated record